UCAUCUCUAUUGAUCAUGGUUUACUACUUUGCCCCGCGUGUCAGUCCCUCGUUGAUAAAUAUAUAUAUAAGAACUUUGUAAUAGGUUUGAGAAUAGCUUUGCAAAACAAAACCAAUGCAGAAUUGAAAAUGAUUCACAAAUUUGAUUCUGCAUUUGUCAAGCAAUUCCUCCAGGGAGAGGAUAAAUUCCUCAGUACAAUGUUCUCUAGAAUGCCACUCUUAGCUGGGGAAUUAGAUGAACAAGGAGAAAGGGAUAAAGGAUUGGAACAGCAACCGAAAAAUCAAGCAGUAUUUUUCAACGCUAAUGGAAAUUCCAAACGUGCCUUGACAUCCGAAGAACUCUAUGAGAAAUUUAACGAGUUAAAAGGUCAAAAGAAACUUAGUUACAAAGAAAAACAUCUGAAGAAAGGCUUAAAAAAUCGUAUCAGGAAAAAAAAUAAGCGUGAGGAGAGAGUGAUGCAUAAAAAGCUUAUAAAAUCAGAACCAAAUGCUACUAAAGUAACGCUAAAUGACAAGGAGGAAAUGGAAGUAACUCCAAAAGUACCUCGCGCUAAGCCAGUUUUCAAUAGUGAAGGACACAUGGUGUUUAGUAAAUUUGAUUUCUCAGAUAUUGGGAAUAAGAAGAAAGGCCAGAAAACUGAAAGACAUGCGAAAAAGGUACUGCAGGAGUUAAAGGAAAAGAAAAAUCGACUGGAGGCGCUAGUUUCUUCAGGCGACGCUGAAACAGCAAGGGUGUUACAGGAAAAAGAUGCGUGGAAAGCUGCACUUGCUAAGGCUAAUGGAGAAAAGGUAAAAGAUGAUCCAGAACUAUUGAAACGUACAAUUAAACGCGAUGAACUACAGAAAAAACGAAGUUCCAAAAAAUGGGAGUCCAGAAUAUUUGGAAUUGAAAAGGCUCAACAAGAGAAACAACGCAAACGAACAGAAAAUAUAAUGAAAAAAAAGAAGGAGAAGAAAACAACUAAAAUGAAAAAGGCUGCUAAAAAAGGUCGUAUAAUUCCAGGAUUUUAAGCUGUAUUUUUUAUGAUUAAAAAAGUCAAUAAUUGCAAAAUA
Molecule: messenger RNA, 1052 nt
Organism: Diachasmimorpha longicaudata
Lineage: Eukaryota; Metazoa; Arthropoda; Insecta; Hymenoptera; Braconidae
Gene: Surf6
Product: surfeit locus protein 6 homolog
Exons: 4
Coding region: 129-1010 (293 amino acids)
Biological process (GO): ribosomal large subunit biogenesis; ribosomal small subunit biogenesis
Cellular component (GO): nucleolus
Molecular function (GO): RNA binding; DNA binding
Source: RefSeq, a predicted model, not a curated record